AUGGCAGGUCCUUCGACCUCGCUGCUCCCACCCGGCGUAUCGAAUCGCUCUCUCAAGCAGAUCGUCACAGAUCUCACYUCUCUAUAUGUCAAGAAUCGAACGCGCAUCUCACGAGCUGUGUACGCCGCGCUUGUGGUAGCUCUCAUCCAUCGAAUCCGAACGGCGAUCAAAGAGCAGAAAGCAGCGGCCGCGAGAGCCGUGGAGAAUCGGCGCAAGGGACAGACGGGUCGUGAAGAUGGGGGUAAGAAGAAGGUCGAGUUGAAUCGAGAGUUCUUUCGAAAUCUAGGACGAUUGUUGAAGAUUUGUAUACCUUCGUGGAAGAGCAAAGAGGCGAGGUUGUUGCUGAGCCAUUCGGUGUUUCUGGUGUUGCGGACGUUGCUUAGCUUGUAUGUCGCGGAGCUGGAUGGUCAACUGGUUAGUUCGCUGGUGAGAGGGAAGGGGAAAGCGUUCUUGAAAGGGCUCGUUUGGUGGCAGCUUGUGGCUAUUCCAGCAACAUUUACGAACAGCAUGCUUCAGUAUCAUCAGACGGGACUCUCUCUGGCAUAUCGAACUCGGUUGACGAAACAUAUACACGAUCUAUACCUUGGGAAUAUGACCUUCUACACACUCUCCGCACUGGACGACAGGAUCAAGAAUGCCGACCAACUAAUCACAGUCGAUGUUACCAAGUUCUCAAACAGCCUGGCGGAGCUAUACUCCAGCCUCUCCAAACCAGUCCUAGACCUCUUCAUCUACAACUGGAGUCUUUCUCGAAGCGUUGGUGGUGAAGGCCUCUUUGCCAUGGCCUUGCUUGUGCAAAUGAGCGCCAGUUUGAUGCGGGCAUUGACACCUCCAUUUGGGAAAUAUGUCGCAGAUGAGGCCAAGCUGGAGGGAGAGUUCAGAGCUGCCCACUCACGACUCAUCAACUUCAGCGAAGAGAUUGCACUGUACGACGGCCAUGAGGCAGAGAAGGACACAGUCGACAAAGGUUACUUCACCCUUAUCAGGCAUGUGAAUCGAAUACUACGAAGGCGCCUCUAUCAUGSGAUAAUGGAGGAGUUCACGGUCAAAUACGUGUGGGGAGCGCUUGGACUGUUGCUCUGUUCAGUGCCCGUGUUCUUCAACGGACCUAGUGCGACACCGGGCAGUGCGAGCGCUGGCGACCGCACUGAGAUGUUCAUUACAAACAGGCGACUUCUCCUUUCGUCCAGCGAUGCCUUUGGACGACUGAUGUUCUCAURCAAGGAGAUCUCAGAAUUAGCUGGCUACACAGCUCGAGUCACAAUGCUGCUAGAUGUCAUCGCGGACAUUCAACGAGGUCACUUCGAGAAGGCACUGGUAUCUUCUGCCUCGACAGAAGCCAAUGCUGCAGUCUUGAGUGGGCGUGGCGAGACGGAAGAAGGAGAAGACAUCAAGUUUGAUUCUGUCCCAAUCGUCUCUCCCAACGGGGACAUCCUAGUCCAAGCGCUAUCUUUCCACAUCAGCAAAGGCGACCAUCUCCUGAUUGUCGGUCCCAAUGGAUGCGGCAAGAGUAGUCUAUUCCGCAUCUUGGGUGGUCUCUGGCCAGUCUAUGGCGGCAUGGUCCGGAAGCCUCCAAGCGAAGACAUAUUCUACGUCCCGCAACGACCAUAUCUAAGUAAAGGGACGUUGAGGCAGCAAAUCCUCUACCCAGAUACCCUGCUGGAUAUGCGAGCCAAAGGUGUGACGGAUCAAGAAUUGUUCGACAUCAUGAAGAUUCUAAGUCUCGAGAGCCUACUCGAGCAAACCACUCCCAAAUCACAGCUCGACCUCACCGCAUCGCUGAAUGUAGAGCACGAAUGGGCGGAUGCCCUGAGCACUGGCUACCAACAACGCAUCGCAGCAGCCCGGCUUUUCUACCAUCGCCCCAAAUACGCAAUCUUGGAUGAGUGCACGUCUUCUCUGACUCCCGAGGUAGAGAGGAUCAUGUACGACGAAGCGAAGCGAUUGGGAAUCACCCUCAUGACUGUAUCACACCGACGAUCUCUAUGGUCAUAUCAUGGUUGGAUCUUACAGUUCAAUGGUCAGGGUGGAUAUGUCUUUGCGCCGCUAGAUGCGGAACAGAGAUUGAAACUUGAGGACGAGAAGGAGGAACUGGAGAUGCAGCUUAGAGCUGUGCCGGAGUGGGAGAAGAGGAUUGCUGAGCUUGAGGCUGGUGCGCAGACAUGA
This is a messenger RNA of Ramularia collo-cygni, 2166 nucleotides long. Its product is annotated as probable peroxisomal long-chain acyl-CoA transporter, ABC superfamily. The record is from RefSeq and is a predicted model, not a curated record. Gene Ontology annotation, molecular function: long-chain fatty acid transmembrane transporter activity; ATP binding; ATP hydrolysis activity. Lineage: Eukaryota; Fungi; Ascomycota; Dothideomycetes; Mycosphaerellales; Mycosphaerellaceae. Gene Ontology annotation, cellular component: peroxisomal membrane. The transcript is spliced from 2 exons. Bases 1 to 2166 code for a protein of 721 amino acids. Gene Ontology annotation, biological process: long-chain fatty acid import into peroxisome; very long-chain fatty acid catabolic process; peroxisome organization.